AGCGUGACGGUGACUUGACCGUUGAACCCGGAAGUUUCUGUAUCCUGUAAAUUCACAUGUGGAUUGUAGUGAAUUUGUCUUGCGAGUGGCUAAUGAUGGAUCAGACACAAAAUAUUGUCAAUAAAAGCUCUUCUAAAGAUUUGUUGACAUGCGGCAACGGGAAAGGAAUCCACGAGAAACUUCUAUUGAAGUCUAAAAGUGCUCGUUUGGAGACUCAGAAGGUGCCCAGAAGUAAUGUGUUGGACAGACUGCAGUGUUUCCUUCCCCAAAUUGCUCAGGCAAAUGCGACGUUAAGACAGCAGGCUGAAGAGGCUCCUGAUGGAUAUUUUGACAUUGAGAGUGUGGAGGAUGCAGAAAAAGUCAUUGAAAUGGAUGUUGCUCUGGUUGAGCUGGAGGACUCAAACAGCAGUGAAGAGGAGGAUGAGUCAUCAUCAUCAUCAUCGUCUGAGGAAGACAGCUCAGAGGAAGAAGUUACUGCAGAGACACUCAAACUUCCAGGACAAAGAAAACGAACAGCUAACAUCCAGGUGUUGGGAAAGGAGGGAGAGUGAAGGACACUGGCUCUGGUGAAGGACACCUGUUACUCAAAGCUGUUUCUGUGCCUUUCAUGUUUUGAAAGCCUCAAGACUUUUAUUAGUUUGACAGGACCAUGAAUCUCCUGCUAGACAGGUUCAUGUAACAGAGAGACUGGCAUUAACACAGUGGCAUAUUUGGAAAAAGAAAUGUCCCUUCUAUUGUUGGAGAAGUGACAACAGACUUAGUUUAUAUAUAUAUGUACAGUACAUUGAAUUAUUAAAGUAAAAUUAAGUGUUAUAAUAAAAAACACUUUUUUUGUAGUAUUCGUUCUUUAUUGGAAAAGAAUGGUUUACCUACAUUCUUUCAGUUGAUCAGUGUUAUAAGUUGUAAUACUGUUGCGUGUAAUGACAUUUGGCAACUGACACAUUCAGUGUGACUGUUAGCUUAUACAGAAGACUGAAACACUGAUAAUAACAUUUUCCCCUUUGUUAAAUGCAUAACAAAAGCAUCACAAGCGACCGUAAACCUUUCGCAAAUACCUGACAGCUUCACAUUGAAAGGUUCACAGUGUGUUUUUCCAUCAAACCUGUCCUAUAUUUUUGUACAAAAUAAAUUACUUCCUUGCAAAGAGAA
Molecule: messenger RNA, 1149 nt
Organism: Misgurnus anguillicaudatus (oriental weatherfish)
Lineage: Eukaryota; Metazoa; Chordata; Actinopteri; Cypriniformes; Cobitidae
Gene: nopchap1
Product: NOP protein chaperone 1
Biological process (GO): box C/D snoRNP assembly
Molecular function (GO): box C/D methylation guide snoRNP complex binding
Source: RefSeq, a predicted model, not a curated record